This is a messenger RNA of Tupaia belangeri chinensis (Chinese tree shrew), 2120 nucleotides long. RefSeq names its product potassium channel modulatory factor 1 (gene KCMF1). Gene Ontology annotation, cellular component: plasma membrane. The transcript has 7 exons. Gene Ontology annotation, biological process: synaptic signaling. Lineage: Eukaryota; Metazoa; Chordata; Mammalia; Scandentia; Tupaiidae. The coding region runs from base 239 to 1231 and encodes 330 amino acids. The record is from RefSeq and is a predicted model, not a curated record.
CAGUCACCCCGACGGAGGGGGACUGCCGCCCCGCCGGCCGCGGGGCCCUCGCCGGCGUGCGCUGCCUCCCACACCAGGGUUUGGUAAAAGACCAUGGCGAGGUGUCAGCUGUGAUGCAUGUUUAAAAGGAAACUUUCGAGGUCGAAGAUAUAAGUGUUUAAUUUGCUACGAUUACGAUCUUUGUGCAUCUUGUUAUGAAAGUGGUGCAACGACAACAAGGCAUACAACUGACCACCCAAUGCAGUGCAUAUUAACAAGGGUAGAUUUUGAUUUGUACUAUGGCGGGGAAGCUUUCUCUGUAGAGCAGCCACAGUCUUUUACUUGUCCCUAUUGUGGAAAAAUGGGCUAUACGGAGACAUCUCUUCAAGAACAUGUUACUUCUGAACACGCAGAAACAUCAACAGAAGUGAUUUGUCCAAUAUGUGCAGCGUUACCUGGAGGCGACCCUAAUCAUGUCACGGAUGACUUUGCAGCUCACCUUACACUUGAACACAGAGCCCCUAGAGAUUUAGAUGAAUCUAGUGGUGUUCGACAUGUACGUAGAAUGUUUCACCCUGGCCGGGGAUUAGGAGGUCCUCGUGCUCGUAGAUCAAACAUGCACUUUACUAGCAGUUCUACUGGUGGACUUUCUUCUUCUCAGAGUUCAUAUUCUCCAAGCAAUAGGGAAGCCAUGGAUCCUAUAGCUGAGCUUUUAUCUCAGUUGUCAGGAGUGAGACGUUCUGCAGGAGGACAGCUUAAUUCUUCUGGCCCUUCCGCUUCUCAGUUACAACAACUGCAGAUGCAGCUGCAGCUGGAACGGCAGCAUGCUCAGGCAGCACGGCAGCAACUGGAGACCGCACGCAACGCGACCCGGCGCACUAACACGAGCAGCGUCACCACCACGAUCACACAGUCCACCGCGACAACCAACACAGCUAAUACAGAAAGCAGCCAGCAAGCUCUCCAGAAUUCCCAGUUUCUCUUAACAAGGUUGAAUGAUCCUAAAAUGUCUGAAACGGAGCGCCAGUCCAUGGAAAGCGAGCGCGCAGACCGCAGCCUGUUUGUCCAAGAGCUCCUUCUGUCCACCCUAGUGCGCGAAGAGAGCUCGUCCUCAGACGAGGAUGAACGGGGGGAGAUGGCAGAUUUUGGUGCUAUGGGCUGUGUAGAUAUUAUGCCUUUAGAUGUUGCUUUAGAAAACCUAAAUUUAAAAGAGAGUAAUAAAGGAAACGAGCCUCCACCACCUCCUCUUUGAUGACAUCCCAAUUCGCAGACAAUGUCCUCUGUGCUGUAUUUGCCAAUGAAAGUGGACAACAACUAUCUUGGGUUUGUUUGGUGAUUGUAAUUUCAGGUCUGUCACUCUUGUUACAUUGUGUACAUUCAAAAGGAAGAGAGAAAAUAUAUAUGAUAAUCAUUUCCACUUAACUAAUUUUUACUCUAGCAGGUAAAUGUAGGUAGCAGUGCAGGGGUGGUCUCUGCUUCCUGUACCUUGACAUGCAAAGGCUCUCCUAAUACUCCACGUUCAAACUGAAGAGGAAAAUUGAAAUCUCUAAUGAAGCUGCUGUGUGUAUUUAUGAAUAUUAAUGAAUAAAAACUGCUUGGAUGGUUUACCUUAACUACUGCAUGAGGUUUUUUGCAGCGUGCAUGAGUUUUAGUGACCUUGUUAUUUAAAAAAUUAAAUACAAGGAGUAAAACUUAAAAAAAAAAUGCCCAAAGCUUUCCCAAACAUUAUUCAGUGGUUACUCGACCAAGUAGCUUUUGAAUAAUGUCUGCCUGAAUCACCUUCCUUUGUGUGCCUCCUACGCACAAAGCCAGCCUGCAGUGGAGUCCGGGGGUCCUGGCCGGGUGUGACACUUCACCCUGUGUGACUGUCCUGUCGCCUUGUUAGUGGUCGCCUGGCCCGCGUGGAGCCCAGCUGUGUCUAACUCAUCUGUAGAAGACGCACCAGUACAGCUACUGUUGGAAUCUGCUGCAGGGGCGUUUGUGUGCCCUAAAAACAAAUCCUGUUCAUGUCUGUUUAAAGUUUUUACUUUUUGUGGUUGUUGAAAAUUUUUUUUCAAUUGUUAAAUAUGUUUUAUUCAGGUGUAGAUGAAUUCAUUUAUUCACUGUUCAACAAAGUUAACCUGAAUUAUGUUGUCUCUGUU